CCUCAACCCGCCCCCAUCCUCCAAUUGAGGAUUCCAAUUGAUUCUAACACAAUAUCACCAGCCCAUCAUCAUCCAAGAUGAUCUGCACACGGUGUUUUCCCGCCGCCCGGGCGAUACUCCCAACCCGUCCCGUCCUCAACCUCUCAUCCAGACCUGCCCUUCUAUCAAGACCUAACCCCUCACAAUCCCGUACACUCACCGUCCUCACCGCCCGCCGUCCCCUCUUCCCCUCCUCCCCUUCCACCUCCACCUCCAUCUCCACCUCCCUCUCCCCUUCCCCCACCCCCUUCACCCCCCUCUUCACCUCCUCAUCUACCUUCCUCGGCACCGCACCCAGCACCCACCCCUCCCUCGCCACCCAGCAACUGCGCCACGCGCCGCGCAACACCAUGCAGCGGUGGACGCAUUUUGUGCGGAAGCGGCGGCAUGGGUUUUUGAGUCGAUUGCGGACGAAGAAUGGGCGGAAGACUUUGGCGAGGCGGAGGACGAAGGGGAGGAGUACGUUGAGUCAUUAGGGGGGAGGCGGAAUGCGAAUGGGAAUUGCCGUUUGGGGACGCAUAUGUUGAGUGUGGGAUAGAAGGGGUGCCGUGGAUUAGAACCAGCACUUUCACGAUGUGUUCGUUGGAUUUUUGAGUUAAGGGAAGCAAUGUACAUUUACGGAAAAGGGCCAAUUGGCGGACAAUACAUGUAUAACACCAAACGGUACAUACCUCACACCUACCAUAGCUACAUCAGCAUUAUUCGAGACGGGACGAAAAGCUUCCCGGUUGUACAACAGCACAAUUCAACCCACUACAAAACCACCAUCACC
This is a messenger RNA of Eremomyces bilateralis CBS 781.70, 811 nucleotides long. RefSeq lists its product as uncharacterized. Gene Ontology annotation, cellular component: ribosome; mitochondrial large ribosomal subunit. NCBI's taxonomy places the organism in Eukaryota, Fungi, Ascomycota, Dothideomycetes, Eremomycetales, Eremomycetaceae. The transcript is spliced from 2 exons. Gene Ontology annotation, molecular function: structural constituent of ribosome. Gene Ontology annotation, biological process: translation. The record is from RefSeq and is a predicted model, not a curated record. The coding region runs from base 78 to 515 and encodes 145 amino acids.